Molecule: messenger RNA, 1984 nt
Organism: Spinacia oleracea (spinach)
Lineage: Eukaryota; Viridiplantae; Streptophyta; Magnoliopsida; Caryophyllales; Amaranthaceae
Product: lysine histidine transporter-like 8
Exons: 5
Coding region: 57-1748 (563 amino acids)
Source: RefSeq, a predicted model, not a curated record
CGUGCACACACUCCUCAACUCUAAACAUUUAACAACCCAACCAAAAAUUAAAAAAAAUGGGUGAAGCAAAAGAGAUAUAUUCAGCCCCUAUAACACCUAGAUCAGGUACAGCCACCCCGAGAUCCGGCACGGUCACACCAAUGACACCACCAAUAACCGCCCCGCCAUCACAAUUUCAUUCCCCGUCUCUCUCGCGGUCACCCCUCCUCUCGUUUAACGAGAACGUCGAGCCUAUAAAUGGGCUUAGUGGGCCUAAUAAAACCCCUAAAGGGUCGAGGCCUAGGACACCGGUCCAGUUCAUAAGUCCAUUGGCUAGUCCACUUAGGAGGGCUAUAACACCUUUGGCUAGCCCAAUUAGGAGGGUUAUUACACCUUUUAUAACACCUUUGGCUAGCCCAAUUAGGAAAGCGAUUAGCAUGACUAAGCUUGACCCUCAAGAUGCAUGGCUUCCUAUUACAGAGUCUAGGAAUGGGAAUGCGUUUUAUGCUGCCUUUCAUACUCUUUGUUCUGGGAUUGGUAUUCAGGCUCUUGUUCUUCCUGUUGCUUUCACCGUCUUGGGUUGGACAUGGGGAAUCAUCUGUUUAACGUUAGCCUUCGUAUGGCAGCUCUACACCCUCUAUCUAUUAGUUCAACUCCAUGAAUCAACCGAAAACGGUGUCCGUUAUAGCCGUUACUUUACUCUAUGUAUUGCAGCUUUUGGUGAAAAAGCGGGGAAGCUAAUGGCAAUGUUCCCAUACAUGUACUUAUCAGCCGGCACGUGCGUACUUCUGAUUAGUAUAGCGGGAUCCACGUGCAAAAUAUUCUUCCAAAUUGUAUGUGGAGAAAAUUGCACUGCCAAGCCAUUAACCUUAACGGAGUGGUACUUGGUUUUUACUUGUGCUGCUGUGGUGUUAUCUCAACUACCAAACAUGAACUCAAUUGCCGGUGUCUCUUUGAUCGGCGCCAUCACUGCCGUCGCAUAUAUCACCAUAAUAUGGGCCGUUUCCGUUGCUAAGCAUACUCUGCCCGGCGUUUCCUAUGAGCCGGUCCGAUCUUCAUCCGUCAUUAAGAAUAUAUUUAGUGUCCUUAACGCGCUUGGAAUUAUUGCAUUUGCUUUUAGAGGCCACAAUCUCAUACUCGAAAUUCAGGCAACAAUGCCUUCAAGCGAGAAAAAUCCGUCAAGGGUACCUAUGUGGAAGGGUGUACAAUCCUCCUAUGUUCUUAUUGCAAUGUGCUUGUACCCUCUUGCAAUUGGGGGCUUUUGGGCUUAUGGAAACAAGAUACCACAAGAUGGGGGCAUGCUAACAGCCUUGUACCAAUUCCAUGGGCGUGACACAUCCCAGUUCAUCCUAGGGCUAACAGCCUUAUUCGUGAUUGUUAACGCCCUAACCGCAUUCCAAAUCUAUGGCAUGCCGAUGUUUGAUGACAUUGAAUCAAAGUACACAAUGAGGAAGAAGAAGCCAUGCCCGUGGUGGUUACGAGCAAUAUUCAGAGCACUAUGUGGGUUCCUAUGCUUCUUUUUCGCGGUUGCAUUCCCCUUCGUUGCAAGCUUUGCCGGUCUAAUUGGGGGGAUUGCUUUGCCCUUAACCUUAGCCUAUCCUUGUUUUAUUUGGAUAGUUUUGAAGAAGCCUAAAACUUAUGGUCCAAUGUGGUUCCUUAAUUGGGGAUUAGGGGUCCUAGGGAUGGUCCUUAGUGUGUUGAUGAUUGCUGCUGGCAUCUAUGUUGUUAUUGCUAAUGGGGUUGAGUUUCACUUUUUCAAGCCUCACUAAUAUUACAAAAUACAUAUGCAUCAAUAAGUUUGUGUAUGUAUAAUAUUUUUGUAGGUUUGGUAGUUAGGUGAGGGAGAAAAAACAAAGGUACGAAAUGGUCAAAUGAUGUUGGGUUUGCAAGAAUUGCAACGUAACUAUGUGAAUUAGUUUGUUGUUGAAUAUUGAUAAUUAGAGUUUGUAUCCAAAGCAUAUGUACGUAAUUUCAAGGUUGAAACAGUAAGUUCGUUUUAAUUUUA